GCUACGCGCAGAGCUCGUGCAGUGACGCGCGUUGACUCCGCCCCUCCGCAGCGCGAAACUUUCUUCAGUCUUCCUUCAGUCUGCCUUCAGUCGCACUCACUCUCGCUGCAGCUGCAGACGACCAGCUCCGCGAUGCUCGCGUUCAUGUGGAUUACAGGGCUGCUGUGGAGCGCCGCGGGCGCUGACGCGAGGAAACCCGGAGACGAGUUCUUCAGCGCGAGCGUUUACCGCGCGAGGUGCGCGUCGCGUUGCCUCAGCCUGCACAUCACGCGCAUUUCUGCCGCUUUCAAACAUCUCCAGAGCAAUGGAUCAUUGGUUUGGUGUCAGAAUCACAAGCAGUGCUCAAAGUGUCUGGAGCCAUGCAGGGCAUCAUGGGACCUGAAGGAGAACCAGUGUCAGGACUUGUGUGAGACUCAGUUCCCGAAGAAGCACUACGAGUGUCUGACGAGCUGCGAGUUCCUGCGCUCCGCUCAGACGCUGAAGCCGGGCGACUGUCCCGCGCCGGAGCGAGCGAGUGGAUUCGCCGCCGCGUGCGUGGAGAGCUGCGAGACAGACGCCGAGUGCACAGCGCUGAAGAAGUGCUGCCCCAACGGCUGCGGACACACCUGCCAGAUCCCCAAGAACCCCUAUAAAGGAUCUCCUCUGAAGCCGCGGAAGGAGCUGCUGUUUGUGGAGCAGGCGUCAGGACUUCUGGAGGUUCGCUGGUCGUCCCGCUUUAACGUCUCUGUGGAGCCGGUGCUUUAUGUCCUGCAGCGCCGCUGGAACUCGGGCAUCCAUCCCAGCGAAGACGACGCUACGCCGUGGCAGGACAUUGCACAGGUUGCUGUAGAGCGUGCGCUGCUGAGCGAUGUGCGGCCGAGCCGGUGGUAUCAGUUCCGCGUGGCGGCGGUGAACGUUCACGGCACGCGUGGCUUCACGGCCCCCAGCAAACACUUCCGCUCGUCCAGAGACCCGUCUCCUCCUCCAGCCCCGUCUGGACUGAGAGUGUCUAACAUCACAGCGGGACUCGACGGUCUGCUGACGGUCCGGAUCAACUGGACUCUCCCCGCAGAGCCUGACCUCCCCGUCCAUCACUACAAGAUCUACUGGAGCUGGACGGUCCCGGGGAAAUCACUCGUCCCGUCCCGGAGGAAGAGGAGGAAGACCAGCGACGGGGCCAGAAGCUCCGUGGAUCUGGAGGGUCUUCAGGCCAACAGCAGCUACAGUGUGGAGGUCCAGGCCGUCUCAUACUGGGGUCAGAUUCGGCUGAAGAGCAGCAAAGCCUCCGUCCAGUUCAACACACAACUCCACAACCAGACAAGUAGGAGCCUCUUAAAGAAGAAGAGACUGGAGGCUCCUGAUCUGGGUUUGGUGUCGAUGAAGCGAGCCGCCGGCGCUCUGGAGGUCGGCACACCGUAUUACCAGGACGGACAACUACAGGUCCGCAUCUACUGGAAGAAGAGAGGAGACGCUGCUGUGAACCGUUAUCACGUUCAGUGGAUGCCUGAAUACUGCAGUCACAACCGAAGCGGAGCGCUGCAGAAAUCACUGACUCAGGAGAACUUCAUCAAUCUCCCCGGUCUGCUGUUCUCCUGUAAGUACAGGGUCACUGUUCACUCGCUCAGCGCUAAACGACGCUCCAAAGAUGAGAGCAUCAGCUUCCUGACGCCGUCCUGCGCGACUCUCCAGAGCAAGAGCGUCAAGCCCAUCGCUUGUCCCGGAGACACACCGCGGGCAAAGGUUUUGGCGAAGCCUGAGAAUCUGACGGCGUCCUUCAGCUUCCGCGAGGGUAACGUGACGGCUAGUUUCCUCUGGAAGGUGUCGCGUUCGCAGCCGCUUCAGCCCGUCACGGGCUUCCAGGUCACAUGGGCGGAGGUUUCCAGUGCGAGCCGCCCGAACAGCCUUCCCAACAGCAUCAUUUCCCAGUCUCAGAUCCUGCCACCUGAUCGUAAUCUUCUGGUCGUGUCCAACCUUCGGCCGGCCACUUUCUACAGGUUAGAGGUUCAGGUGAUCACCGCGGCAGGAGAAGGACCUGCGACAAAGAAGAUCUUUCAGACACCCGACCGGCCGCCGCUUCAGCAAAAAGCUCGAUUUCAUCAUCAUCAGAAGUCUUCAGCUGAGAAACACUGAAAUGAAAAGAAGACGCAACACAACGUGCAGCUAAUCGCAGCUUUCGACAGACGCGGAACCACAGAUAUUCAGCGUCCGCUCUGAACGCCUCACCCUCGUGCUCUCGCUCAAGCUCUGCGGUUUUCAUUGCAACAACUUUGAUUAUGAAAUAACUGAAGCAACAGCAAUGUUUAAUGCGUGAAUUUAAACCAUUUCAAAAAGUUAAUGUCAAUGGGCGAGGUAAGUCUUGGCAAUUUGGUCAUACUAUAUGAAAUCGAGUUAUAUUUUAAUGGAAGAAUGUGUGAUGCAGCUGUGGAGAAACUGCAGUUUAUCAGUUUGAUAUCAAAGAACAUUCAGCAUUAACAGAGCAAAGGCUGAUGUCAAACCUUCACUUAUUCAGUCAUUAUUUGCUCGCUUUCAUGUCAUUGCAAAAUCAUAUGCUGUUCAUUUCUGAAGAAUCUUAAUGCAGCUCUUUUCCAUUCAGUAUUUCCCGAAAGCAUCAUAAGCCUAAUUAGAUUGCUGAGAUCGUUGGUGCCAAUGUUUUUUGACGAUCUACUAAGGCUUAUGACGCUUUUGGGAAAUGCUUACCUUAUAACUCAAAACAACAUGAGUGUAAUUUAAAUCAUUUCAUUUUUGGUUGAACUGUUCCUUUGAUUGGGCAUAAACGAUCCAUCCAAUUGUUGCCUCUUAUUAAUAUGUUAGCAAUAUUUCAUUAAAGAUUAACAGAGAGUGUUUUGUUUAUUAAUGAUUACAUACGCGUGUUCUCUGAUGAAAUGAUGUAAACUGUUUAUGUUCUUGGCUGUAGAGAUAUUUGUUGUGGCAGUCAGUGAAUGUUGAUGUUGAUAUUUAUUUAUGUGUGUAUUGCAACUCUUUAUUUGUAUGUGAGUGUGUGUAUUUUUUCCAUGUAUUAGCAAGGCAUUGUUUUUUUUAAAGGCAACUUCUUGUAAAGACAUAAUGUAAAAAAAAAAUGAAUUGUACAUAUAGUCAUAUGUUCCGUUAUUUCCCUGGAUAGAACCUGUACAUACUUUUAAAUAAUAAAAUAAUCCCUC
Molecule: messenger RNA, 3137 nt
Organism: Onychostoma macrolepis
Lineage: Eukaryota; Metazoa; Chordata; Actinopteri; Cypriniformes; Cyprinidae
Gene: anos1
Product: anosmin-1
Exons: 15
Coding region: 133-2109 (658 amino acids)
Biological process (GO): neuron differentiation
Cellular component (GO): cell surface; extracellular region
Molecular function (GO): protein binding; peptidase inhibitor activity
Source: RefSeq, a predicted model, not a curated record